This is a messenger RNA of Fukomys damarensis (Damara mole-rat), 697 nucleotides long. RefSeq names its product RNA polymerase II subunit A C-terminal domain phosphatase SSU72-like. Gene Ontology annotation, molecular function: RNA polymerase II CTD heptapeptide repeat phosphatase activity. The record is from RefSeq and is a predicted model, not a curated record. The coding region runs from base 107 to 691 and encodes 194 amino acids. The transcript has a single exon. Gene Ontology annotation, biological process: termination of RNA polymerase II transcription. Lineage: Eukaryota; Metazoa; Chordata; Mammalia; Rodentia; Bathyergidae. Gene Ontology annotation, cellular component: mRNA cleavage and polyadenylation specificity factor complex; nucleus.
CUCAGUGCCUGACUUCGCAGCACCGCAGACUCCAUUUUGAUAGCGGCGAAGCCCAGCGACUGAGCGGAAACUCCGGAGGCCGAAGCAGUAUAGGUGGUGCGGCACCAUGCCUAGAGUUCCGCUAAAACUGGCGGUAGUGUGCUCCAGCAAUCAGAACCGGAGUAUGGAGGCGCACCAUAUCCUCAGCAAACGAGGAUUCAACAUCCGGUCCUUUGGAGCAGGAACUCACGUGAAGAUUCCAGGACGAACCUUUGACAAGCCGAAUAUUUAUGAUUUCCAGACAACAUAUGAAGAGAUAUACAAGGAUCUUGAAAGGAAAGAUAAGAAAUUUUAUACACAGAAUGGCAUUUUCCAUAUGCUAGAUAGAAAUAAGAGAAUCAAGCCUCGGCCAGAAAGGUUCCAGGACUGCAAGGAUUUGUUUGAUCUUAUUCUCACUUGUGAAGAGCGAGUCUACGACCAAGUGGUGGAACAUCUGAAUUCCAGAGAACGGGAGACCUGCCAGCCAGUGCAUGUGAUCAACGUGGACAUCGAGGACAACUUUGAAGAGGCCACCCUCGGGUCGUUCCUCAUCUGUGACAUCUGCCAGCGUAUCCAGCUCACUGAAGACAUGGACAGUGAGAUCCAGAAGGUGCUGCAGGAGUUGGAGAAGAAGACCAGCAAGACCUUCCUGCACACUCUCUUCUUCUACUAAAGAGAA